Messenger RNA from Copidosoma floridanum, 3384 nucleotides. RefSeq lists its product as uncharacterized. Gene Ontology annotation, cellular component: nucleus; chromosome; cytoplasm. Gene Ontology annotation, molecular function: four-way junction helicase activity; 3'-5' DNA helicase activity; ATP binding. Gene Ontology annotation, biological process: DNA replication; double-strand break repair via homologous recombination. The record is from RefSeq and is a predicted model, not a curated record. Lineage: Eukaryota; Metazoa; Arthropoda; Insecta; Hymenoptera; Encyrtidae.
AUGACAAACAGCCAGAAUUCCGAGGUCAAAGAGAAAAAAAUGUCACCCAAGCCUGAGCCGCCUGCCGAGACGGCAAUACUGUCCCCAGGAGUCGCAGAAUCGGACGGGAUCAGUCACGGGAGUCAGUGGAUUCAAACAAAAAUGAUCGAUCCUAUCAUGCAUUUCACGCAAAGUUCGACACUGACAUCCGAAGCUGCACUGCUGCAGGACAAACUGAGGCUGUACGGGAUCCUCGCCGACAUAAACGAAAAAUUCGUAGCGAUUUUGGACAAGGCGGUGCCGUCGAUGACUCCUGUUACCUGCGACACGGAAACGUACCAUCAACUGCGCUGCCUGAAUCAAUUGGUCAGAUCGAGAAUCGAGCAGACGGACCAAAUGUUGUCUCAAAUGUGGAUCGACAAAAGCUUCGUUCUCGCCAGUCCCGUUUCCGUGAGCAGUACCGAGAACAUCUGCUGUCCGAGUGUGAAAAAAAAGUCCAAAGGUAUGCAAAUACCGGUUAUAACUACCAGCGAUUUAGGAUUUGUCCAGGAGCUCAGAGAGAAGGUCAGGAGAAAACUUGAUUUUUACAAUUAUAAAAGUAACGAUAACGAGCCGGAUUCCGUUGGGGAGAGUCUGAUCUUUGGUGAGAGUCCACCGUGGGUUGGAUCGAGUAAAGCCAACAAUUUCCGGGUGAGGACACCUACAGAAGAUGAGUCCGUUUGUUCGGACGCGUACUGGGAAAAACAGAAAUCUCCCGAGACAAGUGACAUGGUAACUUUGAAUCCUGAAAAAGCAGAAGUGUCUAUAGGUGGUAAUUUUUUUGACAUCCUGGAGGAAGAUUCGUUCGAAGAAUCUCAGGUCAAAAAAGUAGAUUGUAAUGAUAUUUACUCUCACUCGAUGCAAAAGAAUUCAUCCGAGAGUGUUUGCGAUGAAAAUUGUCACGUUUCAACUCCAGAGACCUUACGCAAUGAUACUAGAAGCCUUUUUCAAGACCUUUCAGACAAAGGUCCUAAAAGUAUAUUGAAGAACAAGAUGAACGUUGAGUGCAACGCAAACGCAACUGCGGCUCUGACAUUGAUAGGCGACGUGACCAACGAUGGCGCUGCAGGGGAAUUCAAUAACGUAAACUUUCCUCACUGCCCAUUGAUGUUACGCUAUUUCAGAACGAUAUUCGGCCUUCAGCAGUUCAGGCCGAACCAGCUUUCGGCGAUAAAUGCAGUGAUUCUCUCUCACGACUGUUUCAUCCUGAUGCCGACCGGAGGUGGAAAAUCGUUGUGCUACCAGUUACCUGCCCUGCUCUCGGAAGGAGUCACGAUCGUCAUCUCGCCUCUCAGGAGCCUCAUCAUCGAUCAGACCCAAAAGCUGACGAACCUCGACAUCCCAGCCAUGUAUCUCACAUCGGAUUUGAACAAUAAAAAUGCCCGACUAGUUAUUCAGGGAAUGUAUCGUACCCCGGAACCGAUCGUCAAGCUUUUGUACGUCACUCCAGAGAAGAUGUCGUUGUCGGAGACGUUUCGAUCGUGCUUGCAAGCGCUUCACAAGCGCGGUAAACUCGCGCGUUUUGUCAUCGACGAGGUGCACUGCGUGAGCCAGUGGGGCCACGACUUUCGUCCCGAUUAUAAAAAGCUCAAAAUGAUCAAGGAACAAUUUCCCGACGUACAAGUCGUGGCCCUGACCGCUACCGCUACUCAACGAGUGAGGAGCGACAUUUUGCACCAAUUGAAUUUGAGAUCGCCCAAGUGGUUUAUAUCGAGCUUCAACCGGCCGAAUUUACGCUACAGUGUUGUACCCAGGAAAGCAAGGUCAACACGGGAUGCAGUAGUAGAUUUGGUCGUGGGCAAAUUUAAAAAUGAGUGCGGCAUCGUGUACUGUUUGUCGCGCAGCGAUUGCGACCUUUGUGCUUCAGCGCUGCACAACAAAGGGAUUCAAGCUCUGAGUUACCAUGCCGGCCUCGAAGAUAACGAACGAAACAUUCGUCAGAGCAACUGGAGCUCGGAAAAGGUAAAGGUGAUUUGCGCAACGGUGGCGUUCGGCAUGGGCAUUGAUAAACCUAAUGUUCGUUUCGUCAUCCACGCUUCGAUACCCAAAUCUAUAGAAGCCUAUUAUCAAGAAAGCGGCCGAGCUGGAAGGGACGGCGAAAUUGCCGAUUGUAUUUUACUGUACAAUUACAGUGACGUGCAUCGUCUGCGUCAUAUCAUCGAGACGAGCGAAAACGUGACCACCGAGUCUUUGAAAACGCACAUGAACAAUCUGUACAAGAUCGUUCACUUUUGCGAAAAUUUGACCGACUGUCGUCGAUCACUGCAGCUCAACUAUUUUGGGGAAAAGUUCGAUAGGAAAAUAUGUAUCGAAAACAGUCAAAGUACUUGCGAUAACUGCCGUACUUACGGAAGCUUUUUUUCGGUCGACGUCACUAAUCACGCCAAAGCUUUGGUCAGUCUGAUCGUCGAGCUCAAUCACAUUAGAACAAAUAAUAUCACGAUAUUACAAAUCGUCGAUAUUUACAAAGGCUCCGACGUAUCAAACAUUGCUUAUAAAUUAGGGUACAACUAUCACAAAUAUUUCGGCUGUGGCGCCGAAAUGACGAAGCACGAAAUCGAACGAUUGAUGCACAAUUUAAUCGUUGAAGGCUACCUUUGUGAAAAUCUUCAGCUGAACAAUGGCAUAGUUUGUUCUUACGUCGUACCUGGACCACUUGCAUCGGACUUUUCACAAAGUGACGCACAGAUUUUCCUUCAAAAGAGAAAACCAUCGCAACGACGCCAAACCUGCGUGCAGGAAAACAAACCAGUGUUGCCUGAAACUAACGCUCGUCUCAAAAACAUCGAGGAGAGCUGUUAUCGCGAACUCUUUGAUGUGAUUUCUGGCAUCGCGGAAGCUAUGGGGAUGCGCGCCAAUACGGCAAUGAACCUUACGGCAUUGCGAGAGAUGAGCAGACAGCUACCCACUUCGCAGCGAGCGAUGAUGCGCAUACCUCACGUUACCAAAGCCAAUUUUCAGAAAUACGGCCGUACGCUACUCGAAAUUAUUUCGAAGUAUGCUAAGGAAAAAAAGAAGAUACUUCGUGAAGAUCAGAAAAACCAAUCGAAUGUCGAUAAUCAUUUGCAAUUUGAUGACGAGGACGGUGAUCCGAUAGAAUGGGAGGAUAUUGUAGACGCUCAUAAUCAAGUAAACACUGAUGUUAAUCAUACAAAUAAAAGCGUUUACCAAUCAUUUAAAACGACUGCUCCACCAAAGAGAAAAAGCACUCAAACGAAUAUUAGUUCGUAUUUAAAAAAGAGCAAGACGACUCCAAGUAGUACCCUAAGCAAGACACUUCCACCAUCUGCAAAAACUUUCUCCACAGAUGUAAAUAAUGGACCGGGACUGUGCGAACUGAAAAAGUUUCCACCUAAAAAACCUUAA